UUUUUUUUGUUGACAACAACAAAUUUUCAUAUAAAAAAAUUGUUGUGUAUUUUCGCUUCAUUCAUUGCAAAUAUUUGUUAUUUAUUUAUCGAAAUUAUUUUUAUUUAUUACAAAUGCAUUCAAUAUAAAAACAACACAAAUGAAUCCAGAUAAGAAAAAAUCCAGUUCCGGUGAAUCAACACCAAAAAGUUCACACAGCAAAUCAAUGAAAUCCUCAAAAUCUUCAUCGAAAUCACGAACGAAAUCAUCCAAAUCGGAAAGUAGUAGUAGCAAAUCGAAUACAAAUGGCCAAACUCCAACAAGUUCAACAUCUCAUACUCCUGAUCCACCAAGUACACCAACAUCAACUAUUGAUUCAUCUAAAGAUAAAAGUCAUCAUAAAGGCUAUGCUGCCUUUGGCUCAAGAACAAUCAAAAUCAUUUGGGAACAACACAAUACCAGUGAUACGGAUAUGAAUGUCGAUUUGCUGCCAAAUGUCGCCGAACAUGAAACCCUGAAUCCUGAUUUAUUGCCAAUUCUGGCCGAAGAUGUAUCUUAUAAGAUGUGGGAGUUAAUUAAGAAUAUUAGAACAUAUUCCAUGCAUUCGGGUGGGACUGUUACAAGUGAUCUUGUAAACGAAGUGCUCAAGGAUUCCGAUUGCCCUCCAGUUCUUGGGCCAAUGGACACUGAAUGGGAUCGAAUUGAUUAUGAUGGUAGUUUCUUCUUCAAUUCGGACAAAGUAAUAGAAUUGCGUAAUGAGUAUCAAAAAGAUGUACAAAUCACAAUGCCGAUGGGUCCUCCGUUCAUGAGCACCUGGCCUAUCCAAGGUGGCCACAGAGAAUUGAUGCACUCUUUUAUGCAGAGUAUAUUUCUUAUCACACUUGGCGGUAGUGAGCAGGAUUUUGAUUCUGUUCGCCAGUAUAUCUAUGCGGCUCCUUUUAUUGGAGGCUGUUAUCGAGUGCUACUCGUUAAAAUGAUUCAAACACUUGCUUUUAAGCAAACGAACCACGUCAAACUGCGUUGUUGGCGUUUGAUGCAAACUCUAGCUCAACAUCCCACCUGCCGAGAUGUCUAUUGCAGAGAAGAUUUCUUCCAUUUGGCUGAGAUUUUCAUAUGCCAACUUUUAGACACGUAUGAUGUCUCGAAGUCGAUUAUGAAGACAGAGAUGAAGUAUUCUCCAAUGGAAACAGAUGAACCAACAUCACAGCUCAUAAAGAUAGAAGAUAUCAAAGAAGAGGAAUUAGUUGAUUUAGAUGAGGAGCGACCGAAUAUUACACCUCCAUCAGAUGUGAAAGAAGAAUUUGUCCCAGUUGAAGAGGAACUUCCUCAAUCAGAUCGGAUUUAUCGACUGGAAAAAGAUGACGAUAAUGAAUCUACAGCUGAUCAAAUGGAAGGCAUUGAAUUCUCUCCAUAUAUUGCGGAUAAAGUUGAUUUAGAAUUGGUUGAUGAUCUGUGUGAAACAAUUGGAUUAAUUGGAGCGAUAAAUGAAUUUUUCAAUACAGAAUGCAUGCAUCUAAUAUUGAGAAGAUUGGAGAGCUUUUUUGAUAAAAAGAAGAUAUUUUCAUCAAGUGAUUACGAGUUCAUAAGUCGAGCGAUUCGAGGUUUAUUUGCAUUGGGUGAAUAUGCUUUUCGGGAAUUUAUACCUUACAUGAAGAUGAUGAAUAUAUUAAAAAAUGACGAUAUUCCACAUUCAUUGCGAUGUGAAUUUGCGCGCUGUGCAAUAUUUCUACGCGGACAUGAUGAUAUUUUUCUUUACGAAUGGUUAAAUGAAUUAUGCUCCUACAGACUUUUACCUUUUAUGACUCAUUACGCACAAUAUCAUCAAAAACUCAUUCGAUAUCGUCAUCUAAAACGUCGUGCUGCAACUUUUAAAAUCAUACCCAAAGUAUCAGCAAAACGUAUUAUAAUUGCUUCAUCCUGUUCACCUGCCCCAAAUAAAAUAAACUCUCUGGAAAAAUUCUUCCCAAAUCUUGAGAUUCCAGCCAAAUCGAAUUCACCAAUUCGAUUUAAGUUCAGUUCUGGGGGUCGACAAAUUCCUCUAAAAGUCAAACCAGCCACUAAUGGCACCGAAACAAAUGGCAUCAAAAGUUUCGACUUGACGAGAGACAUCAUUAUUGCUAAAAGAAAACUCUUCAAACCUCUAACGGAUGAAAAAAAAUUUGUCCAUUUAAGUAAUUAUCAUCUUUUAAGAAUCUAAUAUAGGAAUAUUCGUUGGUUUGAAAGAAAAAAGAGUGUUUUUGUAUUAAA
Messenger RNA from Episyrphus balteatus (marmalade hoverfly), 2226 nucleotides. RefSeq lists its product as uncharacterized. The record is from RefSeq and is a predicted model, not a curated record. Lineage: Eukaryota; Metazoa; Arthropoda; Insecta; Diptera; Syrphidae. The transcript is spliced from 7 exons. The coding region runs from base 140 to 2176 and encodes 678 amino acids.